GCGAUGAAAACGUCGUACUUAUUAUGGGGACUAUACGUCCUAAUGGACUUGGCUACCAGCGAUGAGCGCAACUUUCGAAUUAACUUUAAUGAAUUCGCGAUCAAAUAUAAGAUGCCAGAUAUUUUUGCCAAGGUGAAUUGCCAAUUAAAUCAAUUAAAUAAUCGGAGCUACGUCAACGGUGAGAUGGUACUCAAAAGGGAUGUUGGAGAUCUCAAUGUUCGCGCUACUAUGGAGUUUUGGAAGCCGAAAGCUCAAAAUAAAAUAAAGUUGUACGAUGUUCGUGUGGACGGAUGUGUCUUACUGCGAAGUAUACACCAAAAUAAACUAUUUAAUCUAUAUGUGAAGAGCUUUAAAAAGCACGCCAAUGUCAUUUUGACAUGUCCAUUUAAAGCGAACUAUACCUACAAAAUGGUAGAUUGGUAUUUGGAUGAACAGGAUCUGCCACCAUAUGUACCAGCCGGUAGAUUCCGUACGAUCACAGAAUAUUUCACCCAAAACCGACUGCUAGUACGUUUUGUAGCACGUGGCGAAAUUCUGGCUAAGUCAUAA
Messenger RNA from Drosophila eugracilis, 549 nucleotides. RefSeq lists its product as uncharacterized. NCBI's taxonomy places the organism in Eukaryota, Metazoa, Arthropoda, Insecta, Diptera, Drosophilidae. The transcript has 2 exons. Bases 4 to 549 code for a protein of 181 amino acids. The record is from RefSeq and is a predicted model, not a curated record.